AAGUUUUUAUAGUGAUUGCCAUUGUUAUGGGUCUAGUGUUUUAAUUUGAACUCCGUGAGGUUUCACCUGACCUUAAAAUACUGGUCCACUUUUAAAUCGUUUGAUAGUGGAAACCUAACACUAUCUUGUACAAUCAAGAAAAACUAUCAGAUGGUCAUCAUUUUAAACUGUUAAAUAAUAAUAAUGCAUUACCUUCUUAAAAUAGCCUUAUCAGAUGAGAGAGAAGUUUUGACAGGAACUAUUCAUAAUUUUUAAGGUAAGAACAACACGUUAUCCGGAUUUGUCUCGAUUUUUUUUUUUCUUCUUUUUAUUUCAAAAAGUGAUAAUCGAAGUUUAUUAGUAUCUUGUAGAAGUUCCAUUACACUAAAUUAUUUAUUUCGUUUGUAUAAUCAUCAUGUUUCUUGUUCUGUGGCAUCUCAUAAUUUGAUGUUCAUUCUGUAUAAUAUAUAUGCUUCUUAAAUUUCCAAUAUGAAGUGAAUCCGGGUCCAUAGAGGGAUCUGUUCCAGUUAAUAAACUACUUGGAAUGACUCGGAAACCAAAGGAAAUUAGAGGUGUCAUAUGAUAUGUCUUUCUAACGUUACAGCAUCACAAACAAAUUAUCCAAGAACCAACCGACGUCUGCAUCCCUCUAGGAGUAUCGCUGUCAAUCAUUUAAUUCAGGACUAUCGGAAUCUGUCCGGAGUUAGAUCCCUCAUCAGUGACCGGCCAUUUAAUUGUCACCGGGUCCGUUGUUUAUAUCGUUGCUGCCAAUGGUUAAACACCUCUCGAUCAGCAGUUCUUUUUAUGGCUCAAUAACUUCUGUAACACUUGUGUAUGAAAACAAAGCGGUAAACUUUGGGGGUGGGGCUUGUUAAUAGAUAAGAAAUACAGAACUGUAACUAAACAUAAAUAUUUUUAAGCAUAGAACAUAAAAGCGUUUACCUGAGUGACUACUCUACUACUAUCGGAUUGCAGUAGUACAGACAGGAUGCAUCCUCAGGCAGUCAUGGACCCUUAUCAUUACUCAGUGCACUACCGUUCACCUGGGAAUAGUUCCGGAGUUCCUGCGUUUCAUCCAGAUCUUUCAAUGUUACACGACCAACCACCAACGUCAUCGGUCGGAUCCCCUACCCCCGGGGCAAUGAUUCCGUCCUUUGGAUUUACACAGGAACAAGUUGCGUGUGUGUGCGAAGUUUUGCAACAAGGUGGAAACAUUGACAGAUUAGCUAGGUUUUUAUGGUCACUCCCUGCUUGUGAACAUUUACAUAAAAAUGAAAGUGUGCUGAAAGCCAAGGCAGUGGUGGCCUUCCACAGAGGAAACUUCAAAGAACUUUAUAAAAUUAUGGAAAGUAACAAUUUUUCACCUCACAAUCAUCCAAAGUUGCAGGCAUUAUGGCUCAAAGCACAUUAUAUUGAAGCGGAAAAGUUAAGAGGUAGACCUUUAGGCGCUGUUGGAAAAUACCGUGUGAGAAGGAAAUUCCCACUUCCUAGAACAAUAUGGGACGGGGAAGAAACCAGUUAUUGUUUCAAAGAAAAAUCUAGAACUGUUCUUAGGGAGUGGUAUGCUCAUAAUCCAUACCCAUCACCUCGAGAAAAGAGAGAGUUGGCCGAAGGGACGGGAUUAACAACAACACAAGUUAGUAAUUGGUUCAAAAACCGACGACAAAGGGAUAGGGCAUCAGAAACUAAAGACAGAGGUGAUCGUGAUCCGCAUUGUUCGCAAAGCAGUCAGGAAUCAAAUCAAGGAUCUCCACAGAGUGAUAAUAAAGACGGUGAUAUUAGCAGUGAUGACACAUUUACAGCACACACAAAAAUAGAACCACCAGACGAACACACCCAAGGCUCUAUAUAUACCAAUCUACAAAAGUCUUUGCCUGACAAUCCUAUGUUAAUGGCGGGAAAUCAAAAUCGACUUUCGAACGAUCAUGUUAGCAAUAUGUUUCAAAAUUUUCAAACUUUGUGACCUUAACGAUGUAGUGUUUUGUUGUAAAGCUACUGACCAAAGACAAAAACAUCCUGGAGUUCGGUGCAAGUGACAAAUAUAUUCAGGCAACACGGUGCCGACUGCUUGCCAUACAUGACGUUUAUAUAAAAACUGCAAUGAUAUUCCAUAUUUUGGUGCAUUUUAUGAUUUGUCUUAUUUUGCAUAAUAUUAGAACUUCAGGUCAAUUACACUGCAUCUAACUUUACCAUUGAAAGUUAUUUUUUUGAUAAAGGAUCAACGCGUUUUUAGAUGCAUCUUUCCUGACUUUUCUUAGAGUUAAGCUAGAACGAAUUCCUAUUACCCUUGUAUUGCUCUAUCAAGUUACAUUUCAAAUGGAACAUAUUCUUAUCAGCUAUGCCUUAAAGAAAAAGAAAAACUCGUCUAAUAACACUAUUAUUACGAGCGUCAAAUUGAAAAAUCUGCUUCCUUGUUAAUCAUAAAUCAUAUAACGAACUCUCAAUGGUAUUUUUAAACGCCUUGUAAUUAUCAACCAUUCUGUCGUAUGUGUAUCUGCUAUGACUGUUGUGAAUGUUUUGCACAAAUGUGUACUUUUCCUGUUUCUCUCCUACAUUCUUCAUAACAUACACAUAUCCUGUUUGUUAGUAUGACAAGAAUACCAUUCAUCACACCUAUAUUGUAAGACCCCAUCAAUCAUCACAAUAAUCUUUAAAAUUCGCAUAUUUUUAACCAAAAUUCCGAUCGUCCAUGAUAAGACACUAAGAAAUUGUUCCUUAUUUAUACUGUUCUGCUUUGUUUACAAUUACAAUUUGACUUUUAAGUGAAUGAAAAGCUGAUGAAAUCUAAACAAAAAUGUCAUAAUUGUGAAAAGUAAUAAUCGAGAAAACGGUUGUCUGGUGUCUCAUCUCAUAGUCUUGGAGAGUGUAAUAAGUACGAUGUAAAUAUAGCAGGAUAUAUAUCGGCAACACGGUAAAUAAAUGAUUUAGUGUAGAACAUACUAUAUUUACUAAUUAAUGCUACAUUGCAACUUAAUUUUUGACACCAGUUAAUCUUUUUCUCCAUUACCACUUUCAAUAUAGUGCUAUACUGAAUACAUAUCCUUGUUUGUCUGUGGGUUCUGUACUAAGACGAUGAUAUAAGGUCUCUUCCGAAAUGUUCCGAAGUAUUCUUUUUUUAUAAGUAAUAACUUAAAAAACCUACUUAACUAUUUUAGGUGACUAUGCAAAACAUUUGUCCAGCUUCAUUUAUUUACUAGAUAUAAAUAUUAUUUAUAUGUUGACCGAUAAUAAAUAAAAAUUAAACAUUG
Molecule: messenger RNA, 3227 nt
Organism: Mytilus californianus (California mussel)
Lineage: Eukaryota; Metazoa; Mollusca; Bivalvia; Mytilida; Mytilidae
Product: homeobox protein six1-like
Exons: 3
Coding region: 968-1942 (324 amino acids)
Biological process (GO): regulation of transcription by RNA polymerase II
Cellular component (GO): nucleus; transcription regulator complex
Molecular function (GO): DNA-binding transcription factor activity, RNA polymerase II-specific; RNA polymerase II cis-regulatory region sequence-specific DNA binding
Source: RefSeq, a predicted model, not a curated record